Messenger RNA from Aaosphaeria arxii CBS 175.79, 980 nucleotides. RefSeq lists its product as uncharacterized. NCBI's taxonomy places the organism in Eukaryota, Fungi, Ascomycota, Dothideomycetes, Pleosporales. The record is from RefSeq and is a predicted model, not a curated record. The transcript has a single exon. The coding region runs from base 120 to 512 and encodes 130 amino acids.
GUAGCCUCGAACCCCACCCCACGUCUCUCCACGCUUGCCUGUCUCUGUCUCGACUCUCAUGUCUCUCGACACCACCACUAGCUACCGUCACAAUCCAAGACAGUUCAGAACUGUAAGGGAUGCGGCAAACCGAGACAACAAACCCAACAACCCAUACCACAACCGCCACCACCACCACCACCACCUCUCCGGCGCUCUACCGUCCACCCAUCCAUCCACAAGAAAAAACGCCCAUUCUAGAAGCCACCGGCAUUUUUUUUUCCCUCGAAGCGAAACCUAAACCUCGCGUGCAUGUAUCUCGAGGGACCAGAUUUUCCCCCUCUCCUUCUCUCUACUAUACCUAUUUCCCUUCUCGGCAUGCAUGCACGACAUUCAUCAAUCACAACACUAACAAGAAUUACAGAAUAUACCAGACAAGAAGGAGGAGGAGGAGGAGACAUAGUAUGGAGAAUAUCAAUCCAACUUUCCUGAUCCUCAGGCAACAACAACAACAACAACAACAACCGCACUGAACGCCCCCAGGCCCCCGGCCCCCGUCCUCGUCCUUCAUGAACAUACACCCCCCAAACCCAUCGUCCCUCAAUUUCCCAAGAACCAUAAGUGAACACAUGUAUGUUCCCGUAGUCCGUAUGCAGGGAGGCACCACGAGGGAAUACAUGUGGUACAGUAUAGUAGAUAGACGGAUGCCUACUUAUGCUAUUUAUCCAGUCCUCUUUGUCCUGCCCCUUUCUUUCGAUAUAGGUUCAUACGGGUAAGGCUCAAGAGGACGGGGGAAGAUGCAGAAGACUGAGGGGUAUCUGUUUAUCCCCCCCUUCCCUACAAGAUAGAAUCACGUAGAAGUAGAAGGGGGGGAAGAUGGGAGUAGACUAGGAAUCAGUGUCUAUCCGAUUCCCCUGCUUCACUUCUCUUGCAGUCCUGCUGCUCGAGCUUAGUUUCACACGCCGAUGUGCGGAGUACAGAUGGAGGUAAAUAGAUAUCGG